GUUGCUGUCUGUGUGUGCGUGCGGUCCUGCUGUCUUCAGCAAUUACUAGAGAAACCAAAGGUGGCCUUGCUCUCGCUCUAAUAAUGAUGUUUUCUCAAUUUCUCUUCCUGGGUUGGUCUCAGAAAAACAUCAGGUUUUGAGCUUCUGAUCUGCUGAGUCCUUUUUGUAACUUGUAGAAAUCAGUUUUUGGGUUUUCAGAUUCAGUGGAAGUGUCAACUGGGUUUUUUUCUGCACAUCAAAAAUCUAGCGGGAGAGCUUAAUAUCAAGGUAUAUAACAUUGAUUGUCAGCUUGUGAGAAAGAAAGGUUUUGAUUCCUAAAUUGGGUGACUUUCAGUUUGGAAAGGAAUAACUUUCUCUGUAGGAAGAUUGGAGUUCAAGUGCAAAAAAGUGUUUUGAUUUAUCUGCCGAAGGUUUUUUUGCUUCAAAGAAAUCUGGGGAUCAGAAUCUCAACCUAGUGGAGGUGAUACGUGUGGAGACAUACUGAGAAUUUGCUGCAACAGUUUUUGUCUGAUCAUGGACAAAUAGAAUCCCAAAUACAAGGAAGGGGAUUUCUUUGAGAUUUUCUGCUACUUUCGGUGGGAUUUUGCGGGUGAUCAUGGAGAAACAGAAGAGCUUUAGGGGUGCUACAAUGGAGAGACAACAGACUUUUCGCGGGGUCGAUGAAAAGCAGGGUCAUGCUCGUGGGGCAAUGGAAAAACAACAGAGUUUUAAAGGGGUUAUGGAGAAGCAAAAAAGUUUUCGAGGGUUGAUGGAGAAGCAGAAGAGCUUUCGCAUAGUCAUGGAAAAACAGCUGAGUUUCAUAAGUGGUGAUAGGAGGAAGAGCAAGGAUUCGCCGGGAAAAAGAGGAGACUUGCCCCUUCAUUUGGCGGCUCGGGCAGGGAAUUUAAGUAGAGUGAGGGAGGUUCUUCAGAGUUGUGAUGGUGAUGAGGCCAAGAAUUUGUUGGCAAGGCAGAACCAGGAGGGGGAGACUCCCCUUUAUGCUGCGGCGGAUAAUGGGCAUGCUUUGGUUGUUGGGGAGAUGUUGAAACAUUUGGACCUGCAAACCGCAUCUAUUGCUGCCAGGAACGGGUAUGAUCCGUUCCAUAUUGCUGCAAAGCAGGGUCAUCUGGAGGUGUUGAAGGAACUUUUGCAAGUAUUCCCCAACUUGGCCAUGACCGCAGAUCUCUCCAAUUCAACGGCUUUACACACAGCUGCUACUCAGGGCCACAUUGACAUAGUCAACCUUCUUUUGGAAACAGACUCCAACCUUGUUAAGAUAGCCAAGAACAAUGGCAAGACUGUCCUUCAUUCUGCUGCGAGGAUGGGGCAUUUGGAGGUUGUAAAGGCCCUACUAAAUAAAGACGUAAGCACUGGCUUUAGGAUUGAUAAAAAAGGCCAAACUGCAUUGCACAUGGCUGUGAAAGGGCAAAAUGAGGAGAUUGUGCUGGAACUGAUAAAACCUGACCCAUCGGUUUUGAGUUUGGAGGAUAAUAAGGGAAACACAGCGUUGCAUAUUGCCAUAAAAAAAGGCCGUGUUCAGAAUGUACGUUGUCUGAUGUUAGUUGAGGGUAUUAAUAUCAAUGCCAUGAACAAGGAUGGAGAGACCCCUCUUGACAUUGCAGAAAAAUAUGGAUCUCCAGAACUAGUCUCCAUUUUAAGGGAAGCAGGGGCCACCAAUUCUAAAGACGGAAAACCUCCAAGUGCAGCAAAGCAACUUAAGCAGACUGUCAGUGACAUAAAACACGAUGUCCAAUCACAACUGCAACAGACCCGUCAAACUGGUUUCAGGGUCCAGAAAAUUGCAAAGAAGCUAAAAAAGCUUCACAUUAGUGGUCUCAACAAUGCCAUAAACUCUGCAACUGUUGUUGCAGUUCUCAUUGCUACUGUUGCUUUUGCAGCCAUCUUUACUGUACCUGGCCAGUAUGUUGAGACUAAAAUUGCGAAUACUUCGCUUGGACAGGCCAAUAUAGCAAAUAAUCCGGCUUUCAUAAUCUUCAUCGUGUUUGAUAGCCUGGCAUUAUUCAUUUCCCUGGCUGUUGUUGUAGUCCAAACAUCCGUAGUCGUUAUAGAACAAAGGGCGAAGAGGCAGCUUGUGUUUGUGAUUAACAAGCUUAUGUGGCUGGCUUGUCUCUUCAUUUCAGCUGCCUUCAUUUCUCUGGCGUACGUGGUGGUGGGCUCACACUCCCAAUGGCUUGCCAUGUGUGCUACAGUAAUAGGUGCUACAAUCAUGCUUACUACCAUUGGCUCCAUGUGCUAUUGUGUCAUUUUACAUAGAAUGGAGGAGAAGAAAUUGAGGAACAUAAGGAAAGCUGAGAGCCGAUCUCGUUCUUUCUCUGUUUCUAUGGCAUCAGAACCUGAGAUUUUGAACAGUGAAUAUAAGAGGAUGUAUGCACUCUGAUAUCAUUGGAAUUUGGGAGAAGUAAAGCAUAAGUUGGAAGGAUUGGAUAGCCUAAUAUACCUCAAUCUAUAGCUUAAUAUAACUAUCUGCCCCGCCUGCCCAAGUAAUCAACACAUGGUUGUACGAGCUCAAGCUGAGGUUUUCUGUGAGUACAAGAAGAAAUGAAAAGAGUACUUGACAUCAGCAAUCAGGUGAAGAGGGUAUGAGGUUGUUCAAAUUGUCAUCUAGUGCUUGCUUUGCACCUACACAAAAGCUUCAUUUAAAAGGGUACCCCAAUUUCCUUCUCCUGCUGGUCCUCUAUGGUAUUUACAUUGCCAUGAUUUAGAUAAGUAAUCAAAUUGUAUCCUAGAGAUCAGUAUAGAAUUUGUUAGAAGCUCAAGAGCAGGCUGGGGGUGCCAACAAUUAAUGUCUAUUUAACUACAAGCUUUGGAGGUCAUAGAUACUCCAUUUAUGUGCAAAUGCUGUAGUGGCUUAUGAUGUUAAUAAUCAGCUUGCAAUUUCUUUUUC
Messenger RNA from Corylus avellana, 2884 nucleotides. Its product is annotated as ankyrin repeat-containing protein At5g02620. Gene Ontology annotation, molecular function: protein binding. Lineage: Eukaryota; Viridiplantae; Streptophyta; Magnoliopsida; Fagales; Betulaceae. Gene Ontology annotation, cellular component: plasma membrane. The record is from RefSeq and is a predicted model, not a curated record.